Messenger RNA from Drosophila erecta, 2410 nucleotides. It is a transcript of the gene AstC-R1, whose product is annotated as somatostatin receptor type 2. The coding region runs from base 607 to 2058 and encodes 483 amino acids. The record is from RefSeq and is a predicted model, not a curated record. Gene Ontology annotation, molecular function: somatostatin receptor activity; peptide binding. The transcript has 4 exons. Lineage: Eukaryota; Metazoa; Arthropoda; Insecta; Diptera; Drosophilidae. Gene Ontology annotation, biological process: G protein-coupled receptor signaling pathway. Gene Ontology annotation, cellular component: membrane; neuron projection.
AAACUCGCAUGCACCACAACAAAAUUCGCCGGCAAAUGCGGCGCGCAGUAUGCAAAACAAUGCCGAAACGUGCAGUUCGGCCACUGUAUCUGAAUCUGAAAUAAUAAUACAAUGCCAAACUACGAGCAAACUUAGGGCAAAGUAAACAAAAACUUCGUCAGCACCAAAAGCCGAAUUCGAUAAACGUGCGCGAAAAACACAAACUAAAUAGGGCAAAUGUGGCGAUAAAGUUGGGAGGGAAAUAAAUAACCCCAGGUGCUUUUCCUGCUGCCUGCAUCCAAUCCAAAUUAGCGGCCAAAACUCAAGGAAAAUAAACAAAUAAUUUUGCUACCAGCCGCAGCCGAAUCACAAAUAAAUCCAACGUGGAGUGAAAAAUAACACUAGCGUCGCAAUCCGAGGAAUUGCAGAAACGCUUGCCAAAUAUUUUGAAAACCCCGAAAAGUGUGUGGUGUGCCAUUUUCUCGGAUUCGAAAGGAUGAGUGGCUAGAUGACACAUUAUAUUCAAGUGGACCGCCAAAAUGCAAGCCCAUAACGAGUUGAGUGCAACAACACGGGAAACCUGAUUAAAGUAAUUAAAUUUGAGCUGGGCAGCGCUUAGCUGGAAAUAUGUUUACGUGGCUGAUGAUGGACGUACUCCAAUUUGUGAAAGGGGACAUGACACCCGAUUUAGAAGGAAAUACCACAAAUUGGUAUAAUGCGAACGAGAGCUUAUAUACCACGGAACUGAACCACAGAUGGAUUGGCGGUAGUGCCACAAUCCAGCCAGAGGAGCCCCCAUAUGGAACCGAUUUGCCCACCUAUCAACAUUGCAUAGCCACGCGGAAUUCCUUUGCUGACUUGUUCACGGUGGUGCUCUACGGAUUUGUUUGCAUUAUCGGAUUAUUUGGCAACACACUGGUGAUCUACGUGGUGCUGCGCUUUUCCAAAAUGCAAACCGUCACGAACAUAUACAUCCUGAAUCUGGCGGUGGCAGAUGAGUGUUUCCUGAUUGGAAUACCCUUUCUGCUGUACACAAUGCGCAUUUGCAGCUGGCGAUUCGGGGAGUUCAUGUGCAAAGCCUACAUGGUGAGCACUUCCAUCACCUCGUUCACCUCGUCCAUUUUCCUGCUCAUCAUGUCUGCAGAUCGGUAUAUAGCGGUGUGCCAUCCGAUUUCCUCGCCCCGAUAUCGAACUCUGCAUAUAGCCAAGGUGGUCUCCGCGAUUGCCUGGUCGACUUCAGCGGUCCUUAUGCUGCCCGUGAUGCUUUAUGCCAGCACUGUGGAGCAGGAGGACGGAAUCAACUACUCCUGCAACAUAAUGUGGCCAGAUGCGUACAAGAAGCACUCGGGCACCACCUUCAUACUCUACACAUUUUUCCUGGGAUUCGCCACACCACUGUGCUUUAUCCUGAGUUUUUACUACUUGGUCAUAAGGAAGCUGCGAUCGGUGGGCCCAAAACCAGGCAGCAAGUCCAAGGAGAAGAGGCGGGCUCACAGGAAGGUUACCCGACUGGUUCUGACGGUGAUAAGUGUAUACAUCCUCUGUUGGCUGCCUCACUGGAUUUCGCAGGUGGCCCUGAUUCACUCGAAUCCCGCUCAGAGGGACCUAUCCCGACUGGAAAUACUCAUCUUCCUGCUUUUGGGGGCACUGGUGUACUCGAACUCGGCGGUGAAUCCCAUACUGUAUGCCUUUCUGAGUGAGAACUUCCGCAAGAGCUUCUUCAAGGCCUUCACCUGUAUGAAUAAGCAGGACAUCAACGCUCAGCUGCAGCUGGAACCCAGUGUAUUCACCAAACAGGGCAGUAAAAAGCGGGGCGGAUCCAAGCGCCUGCUGACCAGCAAUGCGCAGAUUCCCCCACUGCUGCCAUUGAAUGGUGGUAACAACAAUUCAUCGACCACCACAUCCUCGACCACGACAGCGGAAAAAACCGGUACCACGGGCCCUCAAAAUUCAUGCAGCUCCAACGGCAAAGUGACAGCUCCGCCGGAGAAUUUGAUUAUAUGUUUGAGUGAGCAGCAGGAAGCCUUUUGCACCACCGCCAGAAGAGGAUCCGGUGCAGUGCAGCAAACAGAUUUGUAACCCAGCUUGAGUAGGAACUUGCUUUAAAUAUACGAUAAGGAGGAUACGUUAAACACACAGUAUAUAGGGCAUUUAAGUUAUUUUGUAACCCUUUCUCAUCCAAACAAAUGAAGAACUUAAGACUAAGCAGUAUUAUAUGUCUACGGAAUACAAAUUGAAUAUGAAUUCAACCAAGAUUUGAAAGCAAGUCUGUACAACCGCACAUCGAUGUAUUAGCAAUAUUUGAAAGUGGACGGAGCUCAAAUGGAUUACAUUUCCUUAUUGAAAUCGAUUUGUUGCAAAAACAUCCAUAAAGACGGCUUGACGUUUAGUAAUAUAUUAACAAUAUGAAUAAUUUAUAUUAACUGUUAAA